AUGCAGUCCACAGGAAAAGGUUCUGGUAUCAGAGCUGGUUCUGGAUUCUCCGCCGUGCUGCUGGUUCUCAGUUUGAUGUGUGCCGGGCCGGUCGGCUGCCACAGGAACUUCACGACUGAGCUGUCUCUAUCAGAUCUGAUGAUGUCGGACCUGCCCGACCUGCUCAGCACCGACCUGCCUCCGGAACCGGAGAUGGACCGUCGCAGCCAAAGCCCAAAGGCAGAGACGGACCUCCUGCAGGAGACUUUGAAGGAGGCGAUGUUGAACAAACACUCAAACAAACCGAAGCACAAACCGGAUCUCAAGGUUCCGUCACUCUCCUCCAACUGGACCCGGCCGGUUCUGGUCCGCCCGGUAGCGCCCCCCAGCUGCCUGCAGGCCACGUCCAUCAAGACCUUCUUCAAGUACAUCAACACGGUUCUGUCCUGCCUGAUCUUCGCCGUGGGGAUCGUCGGGAACGCCACACUGCUCCGGAUCAUCUGCCAGAACCGAACCAUGAGGAACGGACCCAACGCCCUGAUCGCCAGCCUGGCGCUGGGAGACCUGAUCUACAUCGCCAUCGACAUCCCCAUCAACGUCUACAAGAUCGUAGUGAUCUGGCUGCUGUCGGUGGUUCUGGCCGUUCCAGAGGCCGUCGGCUUCGACAUGGUGACCUUCGACUACAAGAACGCCACCAUGAGAACCUGCAUGCUGCAGCCCAGAACGCCCUUCAUGACCUUCUACCGGGACGCCAAGGACUGGUGGCUGUUUGGGUUCUACUUCUGCGUGCCUCUGGCCUGCUCGGCGCUGUUCUACGGCCUGAUGACCUGCGAGAUGCUGCGGCACCAGAAGGGCAGCCUGAGGAUCUCUCUGAGCGAACACCUGAAGCAGCGCCGAGAAGUGGCCAAGGCGGUGUUCUGCCUGGUUCUGAUCUUCGCUCUGUGCUGGUUCCCGCUCCACCUGAGCCGGCUGCUGAAGAGGACGGUGUACAGGUCCAACGACGCUCAUCGCUGCGAGCUGCUCAAUUUCCUGCUGGUGCUCGACUACUUCAGCAUCAACAUGGCCACCAUCAACUCCUGCAUCAACCCCAUCAUCCUCUACUUCGUCUCCAAGAAGUUCAAGACCUGCUUCAGGUCGUGUCUGUGCUGCUGCUGGUAUUCUGGUUCUGAGUCCAACAGCCUGCUUCCUCUGCACCACGGGACCAGCCUGCAGCACUGA
Messenger RNA from Stegastes partitus (bicolor damselfish), 1197 nucleotides. RefSeq names its product endothelin-1 receptor-like. Gene Ontology annotation, cellular component: plasma membrane. The transcript has 6 exons. Lineage: Eukaryota; Metazoa; Chordata; Actinopteri; Pomacentridae. Bases 1 to 1197 code for a protein of 398 amino acids. The record is from RefSeq and is a predicted model, not a curated record. Gene Ontology annotation, biological process: developmental pigmentation; enteric nervous system development; vasoconstriction. Gene Ontology annotation, molecular function: endothelin receptor activity.